UGGCAUCCUCAAUCACCCCUCACCCCAUAUGCUCGGUUCAAUCAUCCAAGGAAGGGAGAGAAACUCUGAAAAUACUCCAUUUCCUCAUCCUUUCACGCACCAAGAACAAAGGAGGAAGAAGGAGGGGAAAAGAGAAGAGAAAAGGUUGUUUUGGAGAGGAAAACUUGUGUUUAGCAAGGUAUUCAAGGAACUUUCACGGAGUUGAAAAGGUCGCCGGAGUUGUCGCCGGAGUUCGUUGAAGUUCGCCGGAGUUUCGUCGGAGCUAAAUCGGGAAGGCUAGAACUUCAUAAGCUUCAUUAAGGUUGAGGCUAGAGUCCUACUACCUGCACCUUUGCCUAGGGUGACUGAUCGAGAAGGAAGACGUGAAAUGGAGGGUGGACGCAGGAUUACUAGGAGGAACCCGACAGGGCAUGUGCCGGGGGCCACCGGGCAUGCCACUCGGGCGGAAUCACGGACCUCUAGGGGUAGAGGCCGGGGCCAAAGCCGAGGAGGAGGCCGAGGCAGGGGUCGUGGGCGUUCUACAACGCCGACGGCAAGUAGCACGCGUGUCGGUUCUGUGCACCCAUCUAGGGCCACCGAACCGGACGAUUUCAUAUAUGCUCCAAGCACGGAGCAAGAGGAGACCCCGUACAACGGGGAGAACUUUGAGGAAGAAGAUGAGGAUGGUGAUCCUCAUUAUGACCGUAUGAGUGAGGUACUAGAAUGGUACCUCGAGAAUAAGACAAAGAGAGAACAGCGGCGCCAAGCUAGACAGGCUAGGCAGGCCAUGGGACAAGGAAGUCGGGGAGCUUCUAGUGCUCCAUCUGGAGCAUUUGGAGGAGACACGAUGGUGCGUAUCUCCAAGUACCUCAAGGAGGCCAGGGCCUUGGGGUGCAAAUCAUUUGAUGGCAAGGGCGACAUAUCUGAGGCCGCCGACUGGAUUAAGAAGCUGAAUGAUGCUUCUAGGGACAUGCAAAUUUCACUCGACGUGAAGUUGAGGGUUGCCACCAGGUUACUAGAAGGGGUAGCUGCUGUAUGGUGGGAAGGCGUGGAGGGAAAGUUCCACGGUGAAGCCACUUGGGAGGAAUUCGAAGUGGAGUUCUAUAAUCUGUACUACUCAACUUUUGAAGUCAAUCUCAAAAGAAGAGAGUACACGAACCUGAAACAGGAGGAUGGUUGCUCGGUGAGGCAAUUGGAACAAAGGUUCCGUGACUUGGCACGAUUCAUCCCGGAAUACUCAUUGGAUGAAAAUCGUAUGGCCAAUCACUUUUGGGAUGCUCUACAGUUGGACAUCCGUGACCGGGCUACUUACCAUCACAGUAUGACAUUUAGCC
Cuscuta europaea is the source of this 1313-nucleotide messenger RNA. The record is from the annotation of a GenBank genome assembly. NCBI's taxonomy places the organism in Eukaryota, Viridiplantae, Streptophyta, Magnoliopsida, Solanales, Convolvulaceae.